AUGUUUUCGGCAGCUCAUUUAAUAUGUUUCGCUACAUUGUUUGUACUAAGCAGUAAUGCUGAAUUCACAACCGAAGAUUGUGCAUCGCUUGGAUUUAUCAAAGCGAACCUGCUAUGUUCGUCCUGCGAUCAACUGAAAGAUUUCGGGUUAGAACAGAUAUUGGCUCAUUGUAAGGAGUGCUGUCAUCAAGAUGAAAGUGCACCAAAAGAAAAGAAGUAUGCUCGCGCUAUACUUGAAGUUUGUACGUGCAAGUUCCCGGCGUAUCCACAAAUCCAAGCAUUUGUAAAGAGCGAUAGACCGGCCAAAUUUCCUAAUCUACAAAUUAAGUAUGUACGAGGUCUUGAUCCUAUCAUCAAAUUGUUGGAUAAAGAUGGAAUUGUAAAGGACACUGUGGCUAUAGAAAAGUGGAACACAGACUCAGUAGAAGAAUUCUUAAGGGCUCAUCUUGAAAAUGACAAUGAUGACGAACAUGAUUAUUUGAAAACAAACAAAAUUUGA
This is a messenger RNA of Spodoptera exigua (beet armyworm), 498 nucleotides long. NCBI's taxonomy places the organism in Eukaryota, Metazoa, Arthropoda, Insecta, Lepidoptera, Noctuidae. The record is from the annotation of a GenBank genome assembly.